Rotaria sp. Silwood2 is the source of this 1166-nucleotide messenger RNA. NCBI's taxonomy places the organism in Eukaryota, Metazoa, Rotifera, Eurotatoria, Philodinida, Philodinidae. The record is from the annotation of a GenBank genome assembly.
AUUCAAAUACUUUUUCUGCAAAGAGCAACUCAUACUAUAAACAAAUACAGUUAUUACUGUAUGUUUAUUAUGCACUCACUAUUAAUCAUUUUCGCUCAUUUUGUUUUUCGCUCCGAACAAAAAAUAUCAAGCGACUAUGUACAUACGAAUGAUUUCUUCUAUUUAGAAUUGUGUGUCAAUCCGGUGAUGCUGGUACAAUACCACGCACUGGUUUUGUUCUUUUAAAAUUCGGUUUAAACGGUCCACAAAUUUCUUCUCGUCAAAUAAUAUCAUAUAUAAAUCCAACAAUUAAUAUGAUUGAACCACUUAUUGGUAUCGAAAGUGGUGGUACACUUCUAACAAUUCAAGGUGAAAAUUUAACAUUAGGUAAUAGUCAUAUAUCAAUAUCAAUUGGUAAUCGUCCAUGUCAAUUAUUAUCAUUAUCUCGUAUAAAAAUUCAAUGUGAAACAACUUUAUUUUCUCCUUUAAUGUUAAAUCAACAACAACCAAUAAAACUUGUUUUUGAUCGACAAACAAAAAUCAGUGCAGAGAAAUUUUUUACGAUUGUUCCUAAUCCAAUUUUAUAUUCAUUUGAUAAAUAUCACCAGUUUCAAAGUUUCAUGAGUGGUGGUCAUCAAUUAAUAAUUGAUGGUGAUAAUUUUGAUACCAUACAAAAUAUACGUUUAGAAUUUAAACGUAUUAUAUUUGUUUCAUCAUUAUUUCAUAAUCGAACACAUUUAGUUUUUUUAACACCGUCAAUACAAGAAUUACAUUUAAAUAAUGAACAUGAUUAUCAACAUGAAAUUGAAAUUAUUAUUCAUUUAGAUCAUUUUAAUAAAACAUCAUCAUUAAUUUAUAUGAAUGAUCCACUUAUUUAUGAACUUGAACCAAUGUUACAAACAUAUACAAAUGAAUUAAUUAUUCGAGGUGUAAAUUUAACAGCUAUUGGGCAUACAAAAAAUGAUAUUAGUAUUCAUAUUGGAUGUGAUUUAUGUCCUAUUAUUCAUUUACAAUCCGAUAAAAUUAUAUGUCAACCACCAUUUUAUCGUCCGAAAAAAUAUUCAAAAACAAAUCGUCUUUGUUAUGAUUCUGAACAUCCAUGGAUUAUUGUUACUAUUGAUAAUAUACAUUCACAUGUUGGAUAUAUGAUGUAUCCAAAAAAGAUUAUUAUUCUUGGUAAGAACUAA